Messenger RNA from Cladophialophora yegresii CBS 114405, 1107 nucleotides. RefSeq lists its product as uncharacterized. The coding region runs from base 1 to 1107 and encodes 368 amino acids. NCBI's taxonomy places the organism in Eukaryota, Fungi, Ascomycota, Eurotiomycetes, Chaetothyriales, Herpotrichiellaceae. The record is from RefSeq and is a predicted model, not a curated record. The transcript has a single exon.
AUGGCUCGUGCCGCUGGGAAGCGAGGCACGAAGCCUGCAGCGAGCUCAUCCAAUGCUCCAAAGUCCCUGACCAGUACUCAAUCCGGACCCCCCUCACCAUUUCAAUAUGCUCCGGCGACGCUACGCCCGUUCCUUUCCACGCUCCCUACGGAUCACAUCUACCUCGUCCACCUCGACCAUACCCCACCGAGCUUGAAGAAGCGAGUCUUCGUUGUACCUGUCCUCCUAAACCUACUCAUCGUCCUUGGGCUCUGCGUUCGGGUAUAUUAUGCCGCGCCAGUGUACCUCGAGCAAAUCAUCACAAUUUUCGGAUAUGACACGGCAUACAAAGUCGAUACGGCGGCUGCCAGCGUCGGAGAACUCGUGAACGCUGUGGCCUCCCGGACAAUGCUGUUGAUGAUCGAUUUUGCCAUCUUCGGCUUGAUUGGUAGUUGGCCGAGGGGGUUCGUUUUGGGGAGCAAGUUGUCGAGAUUCGCGAGUCCACUGCAGUGGAGAAGAAGACUGGGAUUCCGAGACACAGAGAUUAUUGUCCGAAGAGGGAGAAAGUGGGAUACGCCGUUGCUCGUUGGAGAGAACCCGGAUCAGGUCAAGACAUGGAAGGUAGACGAGGAACUCACCAUCAAGAUCAAGGUCGAUCCAGCCAUGCGGCCGGCGUACCUAGCAAAGACAGGAUAUCUGCUACUAGACAAGGACUGGGAUCUCGACUUCAAGGCGAUGCUAGAUGCGCACAGAUUGGUUGAGAAAGGUACCAUUCAGCUCAAGGACGUGGAAAGUCUGGUUCUGGUCUAUUACCAGAAGCAAUGGCUGGUCUGGAAAGUUCACGAAACACCCGAUUCUACAGCGCAAGAUGUACAGGAGGACAGCACCGUAGAGAAUUUCCGACGCAACCUUGCCGGCCUUGGCGCUGAAGAUGUCUUUUUCCGAUGGAUCGAAAUUGUGCAAUUCGAGACCUCGCAGCCGGGUGGCUUCACCGAAGGACGACAGGCCGAAGCGAUCAGAGAGUUGAGGAGGCGGCUCGAGAAGAAGGGCGUGGACUUUGCCAGGUUCUGGGAAGACAUCGGCGGACAACAUGGCCUUCCUGGAUUUGAUGUACCGAAUCGCACUUGA